Mya arenaria is the source of this 4291-nucleotide messenger RNA. RefSeq lists its product as uncharacterized. NCBI's taxonomy places the organism in Eukaryota, Metazoa, Mollusca, Bivalvia, Myida, Myidae. Gene Ontology annotation, molecular function: 3'-5'-RNA exonuclease activity. The transcript has 2 exons. The record is from RefSeq and is a predicted model, not a curated record. The coding region runs from base 871 to 3561 and encodes 896 amino acids.
UUUAAGUCAAUAUCCUCGGAAAAAGUUCACCGUUAUUCAUUGGAAUGGUAACAAAUUUAUGAACAGAAUUUUUAAUAUCACUGUGUACAUAUGUUCAAAGUUGGACUGGAAGUCAGUUCAGAAGGAAACAAAACCCUUUUAUUGAGUCUUGCCCGGUACUGCUUCUCACUAAGUAGCAACCCCAGAUAAGCCAAUAAUCUCACUAGAAUUAGUGCAUUUUAUUAGGGUGCUGGUAUUUGUUUUGAUUUUCGAAAGUGUAAAUGUCUUUGUAUUUAAAUAAAAAUUACAUCUAUCAAAAGAUUAUAAAAUUCUGCUUUAAUUGAUAUAUGAAUCAUAAAUAUGCAUUCAUAAUUUAUUUGUAAAUCGUAAUUAGAAAAUCGAUUGACAGGUGAUUAUCUCACCUCGCUGUAAUGCAACAAUUUGGGACGCGGUAUUCAAAAUAUGGGUCAGUUUAAAAAUAGAUGCGAUCACAUGAUCUAUAUGCAAAUACAUAUGAUCACAUGAUCCAAUCAGAGCAGAAAAUAAACUUCCGGUUGGUUUUUGAAACUUUUUUAUGUCGCCAUUUUUUAUGAAGAAAUCGUCUCCCAAAGUCAACGGCACGCUGUACCGUCCGUGGUGAGUAUUUUCAAAUGAUUCAAACACCUUUAAACAACUGUAAUUAAGACCUUUAAUUUGAUAUAUUUAUAAAUAAAAUCCAUCAACAAAUGACUUUCGCAUGUUAAUUUUAAGUUCAAAGGUCAUGAUAUUGAGCGCGUGACCCGAGGUGAGAGUUCGACGCCAUGUUGUCAAAAUUGACUCGCUGAUAACAUACGUUGGAAAACCAUUAACUUCAUCCCUAUAUAUACUAAAGGAGGGCAGCAAACAGUCACAAUGGACCCUUUGGAACAGCAUCGGUCACCAUUGAUGGAUCAUCCUGGACCAUUCUGUGAGAGCAUCAAUCUAUCAACCAAAGACUUGGAAACUAACCAUCUGUAUGCACUACCAGAUGGGAACCUAAAACAAGGUGUAGUGGUCGAACUUCACAAGUAUGCGAUGAAAAACAAACAGACUAAUGCGAAAAUAGUUGAGUGGAUAUGUUCCUUACAACCUGGUCUUAAACUUCAAAAUGUAAAUACAGUGAAAACGCGCAUAAACAGAAUAAUUGAAACUCAGAAAAAAUUUGACAAGAAGAAGAAAGUAGCUAAGUACAAAACUGUCACAGAAUUUCAUUGUGAUAGUUUGACUGUAACAGCUGUGAAUGGAGUCAAGAAGAGUCCUGAAAAAUCACCAUUGACUCAGACUGUGGAAAUUGUGAAUGUGGAAAAGACAGAAGUGAAAAUUCAUGCAAACUGUGCCAAAGUUGGUAGUGCUAAACCUGAGAAAUUAAUAAGAAAAAGCAGAACUGAUGAUGAAAAAGAAAACAAUGACAUUCAAUAUCAAAUAACCUUACAUCAACGAAAACUUGAUAAACUUUAUGAAAUGACGGACAUGCUAAAGGAAGAUGUAACAAAACUCCAGAAUAUCAAAGGUCACUAUUCUGUGCGAAAUGUAACGAAACGUGACGGAAUUGCUAUGAAGAAAAGGCAAGAGUUACGCGAAACAAAACAGCUCCUGCACAAAUACAAACAAACUAGUAAAAAGUUUCAAAUGGAGAAGUCAGACACGAGUGCUGAAUUGAUUGACUUGAAGUCUCUUAAUGAAAAACUUUUGGCAGAAAAUAGAAAACUUAAAGAUGAUCAGAAAAAGAAAGUAAAUGCGCAGAAACUAAAUAGUUAUUACAGAAGUACGAUAAGAAAGAUACGUGGAUGUCAGCCGCCAAAAGAAAACCAGAAAAAUGAAGUUCAGAAUGAAGAUGAUGAUGUUGAAAUGUUGUUAGAAAAUGAAAUAAUAAAAGACAAUACAAAUGCUACAAUGACAAACUUGAAAGAUGAUAGAGGAAUAUUUUCAAAUGAAUUAAGAAUGUGUAUAAUUGAUCUUUUUGGACUUGAGGUAGCUGUUGAAAAAAUUACACCAGCCAUACAGAUAGUUGCUAAACACCUCUUUCACUGUAAUAUUGAAGCCUCAGAUAUGCCAACAAAUUCUUCUGUUCAAAACAUUGUUGACGAGGGUCAGUUCUUAGUUAAAAGCUACAUAGCUGAUAGAAUAAAAAAAUCUGAAAGCUUUGGAUUAAGCCGGGAUGGAACAUCAAGGCAGAAGAGAAAGAUUUUGGACACUGCGAUCACAUUGGACAAUGGUGAAAUUGUCAGCUUAGGGUUUAAGAGAGUUGUUUCUGAGACUGCAGCCAAAAUAAAUGAUGUAACAAAAUCACACUUUAAAGAACUUGCGAAAGUAGAUUCAGACUCGCAUCUGAGAAAUAUUGAAGAAUCAAACUUUGUGGCCGAGUCUCUACAGAAAUUAGCGUUCACCAUGAGUGACAGGGCUGCUAAUGAAAAAUGUGCAGACAAACUGCUAAGCGAAUGGAGGGACAAUGAACUUGAGUUGUGCUCAAAUGAAGGCUCCAAAGCCACCGUACUUCAGUUCCAUUGUAUGGCCCAUGUACUCCUCGGCUUUCAUCGAUAUGCCUGUGAAGACCUGAAACAUGAAGAAAAAAGUUUGGCAGCGGACGAGCCAAUAGGUCGUGACCAGCUUCCAUAUUUCAAAAAUUGGUCGAAAAAGCAGACUGUUGUUGAAAGGGUUGCAUACACAACAUCUACAAUAUUUGGGCCAGCUGGUGACCACCUUGGCCUGAGGGACAGAUGGGAAUCUCACUGUGCUGCCAAGGGAAUCAAAUCCCUAAUUGGCAACUACAGAGACAAUCGCUUUAAUGGUCUGUUUCAGACAUCAGCAGAGAUUUUGUACCACUUGUCUGACUUUCUUUUGGUCAUCAAGACUGUUAAAUGUCCAAACAACAAAAUUAAAGCUGUUGAAGCUGACUUGGUAUCGCCAGUGGUACAGACCAUGCUCAAAGCCCUGACUGCAGCCUACAUCAAAGUGACCGGUCCGUAUUGGUGGUUGGUGUGUUCAGGGACGGUCAGAUAUCUUGAGUUGUACCCUUACAUUGAUGGACUCAGAAGUUACCUUUCAGACUGUGAAGAGACACCUGCCAACAUGUUAGAAAAACACUGGUUAGACCACAGCUGUGUUCCCCACACGAAAAAGUUUAGCACACUGUUAAAUAGCCCGACAAAUGAACUGCUCCUGAAAUUAAUCAGUGUGCUAUGUGGUGCAAUGCGACGAACUGUGGAGAAACAGCUGGCAGAUUUUCUUGACGGUGGGCGUUAUGCAGGGACACCAUCAAAAUCAGACCUACAAAGGACCCAUUUCUCCCACGUGACCAACCUUGGGUGUGAGCACCACUUUGGGGACCUCGACAGCUCCCAGCGAAGAAGGCCAAAUGCAUCAUUUCAUCACCACUCCAGUGUUCAGCUCAUAAAGAGGAAUAGGAGACAGCUUUUCAAGUGGUUGGAUGAAAAACCGGACAAUGAAAAGGCCACACUCAUGAAAGCUGCACGAAGUGGUGGUCGUGACUUGCGCAAGGCACAUAUGGCUGAGGAGAGUUUAGUCAAACGUGAACUUUUCAACACCAUGCUUUUGUUUCAGUAAUUUAGUGCUAUUUUAUUUCAAUAAAAUGUGAGUAGCAUUGAUAAUGACAUAUACCAUAGAAGAAUUAUGUUUAAUGUAAUUAAAGUUAUAAGCUUUCAUUGAAAUAAUUUCUUUUGAUAUUCCAGUUGAUUUCAAAAAAAAAUCUCAGUAAUACUGUUGAUUUGAUCACCUUAAUAAAAAUGUUCAAAAUAUGUAUUAUUUUUGGGUUUGUUUUUUCAUUUUUCUAUAUAAAGGUAUGUCAUAAGGAAUAAAUAAGUAGAAAAAAUGGAAAGAGGAGAAAAAAACACACAAGACUGCCAAGUUUCAUAAAUAUAACUUUGUUUAAACAAAAGUUAUGAAAAAAAUGGUGAAAAUUCUUGAAAAACGAGUUCCGCGACUCGCGAAUCGUUAUAUAGGAUUGUAUAGGGGCAAAAAUUCAUAAAAGCCGCCCGAAAUUGUUGACUUUAAAAUACCAUAACUUUUUUAUUUAUUAAGAUAUUUAAAAAAAUCAAAAUGUUCUGUAAAGGUCUUAAUAAGCUGCUUCCAAUGGUGUUCAUGAAUAAGCUAUAAUUUACUUUAAAAAAAAUGGUCUGGGGUUGCUACACUAAGCAUAAAAUGGGGGUCGCCUCCCUUUGGUGCUCAUAUUUAAAUAGUAUACAUUCAUACAACCUUCAACCCUUGUUACAGUUAGUGUUAUGUGAAAAUCUACAAUCCUGGAAACUAGAAGUAUCAACUAUGAGACAAAGAUUGC